This is a messenger RNA of Zingiber officinale, 2715 nucleotides long. Its product is annotated as zinc finger BED domain-containing protein RICESLEEPER 2-like. The transcript has 4 exons. The record is from RefSeq and is a predicted model, not a curated record. NCBI's taxonomy places the organism in Eukaryota, Viridiplantae, Streptophyta, Magnoliopsida, Zingiberales, Zingiberaceae. Gene Ontology annotation, molecular function: DNA binding; protein dimerization activity. The coding region runs from base 1 to 2421 and encodes 806 amino acids.
AUGGCCAUAUGGGAAAUAAAAUCGUUCUAUGUUUUACUAAAGUGCCAAACCCUAGCCUCCCUCCUCCAUUCGUCACCUGAUCACCUCGCCGACACCAACGCCAAGUCGCCAACGCAGCCACCUUUAGAAGAUCGGCAGUCUCUCAAGAAACUCUCGUCGCCUCGUUGUCAUCUCGUCGACUUUGUCGUCUCAACGUCUCCUCAAACCCGUGCUGGAUCAUCAUCCCCAUCGCUUGCAGAGAAAUUUUCCCGAGAGAUCAACAGUCUGGCAGCGACAGUCCUAUUCCUAAUCUCUAUUUCGCAACUCGCAAGCUUCUGUUUGAGAAGGAACAAUCAAAUGUCAACUCCGCACUUGUCAACUCAAGAUUCAGCCGCAAAUCCUAGUUUGGGAGAAAUUCAACCUUCACAAAAUAAUACCAAUGAUGCAAUUCAAAGUAUAGAUGUGCAACAACCCGAGACCAUUGAAGUAGAGGAUGAAAGUCCAUAUACUUCAAAGAAAAGGAAACGGACAUCCAAAGCAUGGGCUGAUUUUAAAGAGGUUACUCUUCCGGAUGGGACAACAAAGGUAGAAUGUAUUCAUUGUAAACAUCGGCUCACAAUGAACAAGACUGGUGUUACAUCUCAUUUUUUGAGGCACCUCAAGGGUUGUAUGAAGAAGAAGAUUACUGAGCAAGGACAAAAUAAUAUUACUCUCUCUACAACUAUUGUUGAAUCAGAAACUGUCAAUGCUGUCCAUAAUUUCAAGUAUGAUCAUGGGAAGAUAAGGGAGAUUCUUUCUCACAUGAUUAUUGUUCAUGAGCUACCAUUCCUUUUCUCAGAAUAUGAAAUAUUCAAUUUAUUGAUGAGAACUGCUACUCCAUAUUAUCAGAAGAUUAGUCGUGCUACUGUGAAAAAAGAUUGCAUAACUUCUUAUGAAAUUGAGAAGAAAAAAGUUAUGACAUCAUUAAAAGAUGUGAGUAGGGUUAGUGUGACUACUGAUUUAUGGAAGUCGGAUCAAAAGGUUUCAUAUAUGGUUGUCACUUGUCACUAUGUGGAUUCUAGUUGGAAUUUGCAGAAGCGAAAUCUAAAUUUUUUAGAUGUUCCUCCACCUCAUAACGGUGUUUCCAUUUGUGAUGUGUUGAAUAAGUGUUUGGUUGAAUGGGGAAUUGAAAAUAAGGUAUGGUCAGUUACAGUGGAUAAUGCUAGUUAUAAUGAUGUAGCUGUGAGGAUGUUGAAGGAUAACCUCUCUUAUAAAAACAAUCUUCCUCUUAGUGGCAAAUUAUUUCAUGUAAGAUGUUGUGCACACAUAUUGAAUCUUUUGGUGCAAGAUGGGUUAUCUGAAAUUGAAGAUAUUGUUUUCAAUGUGCGUGAAAGUGUGAAACACAUAGCUGCUUCAGAGACCCGUGUUAAUAUAUUUAGUGAAAUUUCAAAGCAAUUGAAACUAUCUUCAAAGAAGCUUGUUUUGGAUUGUUGCACGAGGUGGAAUGCAACAUUUUAUAUGUUAUCGGCUGCUUUAGAGUUCAAAGAUGUUUUUCCUAGAUAUGCAGCAAGGGAUGUAGCUUAUACUUUUUUGCCAAGUGAGGACGAUUGGAAAAAGGUUAGUGUUGUUUGUUCAUUUCUCGAGGAAUUUAAUGAAGUAACUCAUCUUAUUUCGGGAAGUGAAUAUCCUACUUCUAACUUGUUCCUUACUGAACUUUAUACCAUAAAGAAAUUGUUAAAUCAGGCAAGUUCAGAUGAAGGAAGUUUUAUGGCAGCAAUGGCUAACAAGAUGAAGGCUAAAUUUGAUAAAUAUUGGGGUGAUAGCAACUUAUUAAUUUCUAUAGCAGCAGUGUUAGAUCCAAGGAACAAGAUGAAAUUGAUUGAAUGGUGUUUUUCAGAGAUCUAUUCUCCUGGUGAUGCAAUUGAGCACAUUUCUACUGUUCAUGAGACAUUGCGCAUGUUGUACAAUGAGUAUGUUGAAGCUCAUAAAACUACUGUUGGCAGCAGCAAUGUUCAAGAUGAAACUCAAAGAGAAAGUUCUAUUGGUCGGACUAAUUUAAAUGGAAGAGGAAAAGGUAAAGUAAGGGCACAAUUUUAUAGUUACAUUAAGAAUGUUGACAGUAUUGAGCAAGUAAAAUCUGAAUUAGAUGUGUACUUGGAUGAAGGAUGUGUUAUUUGUGAAGAUGACAUUAACUUUGAUGCAUUGUCAUGGUGGAGAAUUAACAACUUAAAGUUUAGGAUCUUAUCAAAAAUGGCUUGUGAUGUACUAUCAAUUCCGAUAACUACAGUUGCUUCUGAAUCAGCUUUUAGUGCCGGUGGUAGGGUAAUUGAUCCUCAUCGUGCCUCUUUGGGAACAGAUACAGUCCAAAUAUUACUUUGUGCAUCAGAUUGGUUGCGUGCUCAUUAUGGAAUCAAGAAAAAAUCAAAGGAAAAGUCAGAGAUGAAAGAGAUCCAAUUUACUUAGUUGCUGCCUUUAUCGUCAACUUUCAAAAGGUUCUUAGUAGUAGAUAAUGACUUUUUCUAUUUACUGAUGCUAUGGAGGAGGAGGUUCUCCAGCGUGUCCAAGCCUGGAACUUUUGCUGCAGUUAAUAUGAAGAAAAACGUGGGUGUUUAGACUGCAAUUUUGUAAUCCUCUUUAAAUUGAUUCAAACUUUUGUUGUAGUAGAGAAAAACGGUGUUAAAACUGUAAUUUUGUAAUUGGCUACAGUUAAUAUGUAAACUUUUUCUGUUAAUUGGCUGCAAGACUUUAAUUUUGUAA